AUGCACUACGUCACCGAUCGGGACCCGGUUACGCCGGAACGCUUGUGUCGCGCCUUGUAUUCCCUUGCAAAUUUUUGUUCUCGAACCUCUUAUCACAAGUUCAAAAUGAAAGUCAUCAUCACUGGCGCUACAGGCUUCGUGGGUAGCGCGGUAGUGCGCCAAUGCAUUAAAAACCCCGUCAUCACAAGCGCGUUGAUUCUGACGCGGAAGCCUCUAGAAAGAGACAUCUCUGAAAAUCCAAAAAUAACUGUUAUCAUUCACGAAAAUUUGGGAAGCUAUCCAGCCGAGCUCUUAACACAGCUUAGCGCUUUCCGUUUUCCUGACCUAGAAACGUGCCAAAAGGUACACGACUUCACACUUACUGCUGCAAAUGCCUUUGUGAAUACCUUGGCCCCGGCACUCAACGGGAAGAAGUUCAAAUUUGUCUUUUGUAGCGGAGCUUGGGCAGAAUGGGAUCAGAAGAAGCCCUUGUGGUUCAUGAAGGACACUAGAAGGAUUAAGGUUGGCGCAUCCAAAAACUUACCAUCGUACGCUGAGAUUUAG
Messenger RNA from Penicillium lagena, 543 nucleotides. RefSeq lists its product as uncharacterized. NCBI's taxonomy places the organism in Eukaryota, Fungi, Ascomycota, Eurotiomycetes, Eurotiales, Aspergillaceae. The transcript is spliced from 2 exons. The record is from RefSeq and is a predicted model, not a curated record. The coding region runs from base 1 to 543 and encodes 180 amino acids.